Struthio camelus australis is the source of this 2129-nucleotide messenger RNA. It is a transcript of the gene NDUFA9, whose product is annotated as NADH:ubiquinone oxidoreductase subunit A9. Gene Ontology annotation, molecular function: protein-containing complex binding. Gene Ontology annotation, cellular component: mitochondrion. NCBI's taxonomy places the organism in Eukaryota, Metazoa, Chordata, Aves, Struthioniformes, Struthionidae. The record is from RefSeq and is a predicted model, not a curated record.
UCUCCUUAGAAAGUCAUGGCGAUAACAUCAGUGCUGCGCCCAACCUGGCAAUACCUAACCAUACCUGGAUCAUCCUUCAUUGUGCAAAUGUGUCAGAUUGGAGACCUGCUGCCCCCUCCAACCUUUGAGACUGCUAUCUUUAGACUGGGGUAAAAAGUCUGCUUAACUGCGUCUGGAGCCGUUCUGAUGUCUUUGUGCCACAGUUCCCAGGUCUAGGAGCAUGGUGUGGACAUACUCAGGCUCUGGCAUUUCUGCAUUAGCUGCAUUGCCACCUAGUUUGCAGCAGCACUGCCAAGUUCAUCAUGCGUUAAUCCCUCAUGGAAGAAGCGGACGAUCCUCUGUUAGUGGCAUCGUGGCCACUGUCUUUGGGGCUACAGGUUUCCUGGGACGAUAUGUUGUCAAUCGUUUAGGUCGCAUAGGAUCUCAAGUGAUCAUCCCCUAUCGCUGUGAUCGGUAUGACCUUAUGUAUCUCCGACCGAUGGGUGACCUGGGGCAGCUUCUGUUCUUAGAAUGGGACUGUAAGGACAAAGACUCUAUCCGAAGAGCCGUGGAACACAGCAAUGUGGUCAUUAAUCUUGUUGGAAAGGAGUGGGAAACAAAAAACUUCAGUUUUGAAGAUGAAUUUGUAAAUAUUCCUAGAAGUAUUGCCCAGGUAACUAGGGAAGCUGGUGUGGAAACAUUUGUGCAUAUAUCUCACCUGAAUGCUAACAUGAAGAGUCCUUCCAAAUACCUUAGAAGUAAAGCUGUUGGAGAGAAAACGGUGAGAGAAGAAUUUCCAGAUGCUAUAAUUAUGAAGCCCUCCGAGAUGUUUGGGAGAGAGGACCGCUUUCUCAAUCAUUAUGCAAACAUGCGCUGGUUUGGUGGUGUGCCUCUUAUUUCUCUGGGCAAAAAAACAGUGAAGCAACCAAUAUAUGUGGUUGAUGUUGCAAAGGCAAUUAUUAAUGCAAUUAAGGAUCCCGAUGCUAAAGGAAAAACAUAUGCCUUGGCUGGACCGAAUCGAUACCUCCUUCAUGACUUGGUAGAAUACAUCUAUGCUGUUUCCUUCCGAACCUUUUUUCCAUAUCCACUUCCACGUCCUCUUUAUCAUUUAAUUGCAAGAUGCUUUGAGAUUAAUCCAUUUGAACCAUGGUUAACGCGAGACAAAGUGGAUCGGUUUCACACAACUGACAUGACAUUUCCUGAUCUUCCUGGUCUGGAGGACCUGGAUAUUCAACCAACACCUCUGGAACAAAAAGCAAUUGAAGUUCUGCGCCGUCACCGCAGAUACCGCUGGUUGGAGGCUGAGCUGGAGGAAGCAAAGCCAGCAAAGACAUAUCCCAUGUAACAAUUGCCAAGGCAGUUACUCAUGCUUGUUAAACUGCCUUUCUAUGACCUAGUUUGGAGAACUGUGUACAUACUGAGUAAAAUCUGUUAAUCACGUAAACUGUAUUUCACUAGUGUUAUUGUCUCGGUUUUAAUUAUGGCAGAAUUUCAGUGAUGUGUAAUACUUCUCUUUAAAAGGUCUUAAAGCAAAUUUGCAUAUUGUUCCUUAGUUUGUGAGCAUUAAAAUAUUGAGGUGAGGGACAAUAUGUCAUAACUCUCGGUCAGUUUCUCCCUAUGCUCUCAGAGCAAGCCUUUCACUGGGUUUUAGUAAGUGCUCUCUUUAAAUGAUUUGAAAAAAGUUACAGUUGAAAACUAUGUGGACUGGAAUAUGUCUUUUCCGAUAGGCAGAGCCAGUUCUGCCACCUAUUCAGAUUAUCAGGCAUGAAAUAAAACCAUUUUCUUAGUUGCUCUUGACUUUUUGAGCUUUGUUUUCCAUCUUCCCUGAGCUGAAUUAUUAUUAAAAAAAAAAAAAAAUCAACCAAAACAGUGUAUGAUGUUUCUAAGAUCAAGGAAGGUGGAUUAGAUAAGCAAACAAGUUACAUACAAACUGCAUAUCAGCUGGUCUCUUGUGAUAAUUCUGUGUGCUGUGGCUCAUAAGCAUGAGGAAAUGUGUAAUUUCCCCCAUUUUUGAAUCUGAGAAUCUCAUUAUUUUGAGAUGCUCAAAGCUUUUGUGUGUUGGGGCAUUGCCUUGAUUUUUGGCAAGGGAGAUGAGCUUUGUUUCAAAGUUGAAUAAUUAUUGUUAUUAUUAAAGAUCAAAGAAAGAAACC